Sabethes cyaneus is the source of this 1506-nucleotide messenger RNA. It is a transcript of the gene p47, whose product is annotated as NSFL1 cofactor p47. Gene Ontology annotation, molecular function: ubiquitin binding. The coding region runs from base 143 to 1315 and encodes 390 amino acids. Gene Ontology annotation, cellular component: cytosol; nucleus. The record is from RefSeq and is a predicted model, not a curated record. Lineage: Eukaryota; Metazoa; Arthropoda; Insecta; Diptera; Culicidae. Gene Ontology annotation, biological process: autophagosome assembly; membrane fusion; Golgi organization. The transcript is spliced from 5 exons.
UGCUAUCUGCUUGCUGCUGUACAGCAUUUCUCUCGAUCUCAACUUGAUAACAGUUUGUUCCAUUUCGUCUAUUAACGCAGACUACAGCGAGCAUAUUGAUAAUAGUUUCUUGAAGUUUGGUAAUAAUAUCAAUUAACAAACAAUGUCUAGCAACGAAGAUUUAGUGAAAAAGUUUGCCGAUGUAACGGGGGUUUCGGAGGAUAGAGCUAAGUUUUAUCUAGAAGCUGCAAACCAAGAAUUGCAGGUGGCAUUAUCUAGCUUCUUUGAGAGUGACAAUGACAACCCGGGAGGAGAUGCCGCGGUCCCUGUAGAUGAUGAUUCAGACGAUAACAACAUGCCAAAUGAUGCAAUUCAGUUUUCUCGUUCGGAUAAUAAAUCGAAGCCUAAAAAACCUCCGCAGUCGUCUAAUAUAACAACACUGUUCAAUUUAAACGAGUCCUCAUCAGAUGACGAUGACGAACAAGGACAAGCGUUCUACGCCGGAGGAUCUGAGCGUUCCGGGCAACAAGUUCUUGGACCUCCCAAAAAGAAUCCGAUAAAGGAUUACGUGUCGGAAAUAUUCCGUUCGGCCCAGCAAGGGAAUUUGGAAACAUUCGAUGCGGAUACAAGUCCUAGCUCAAGCUCAUCGUUGUACGUCGGAACGGGGUAUAGACUUGGGCAAACAGACAGUGAUCAUCAGGCGAUUCCGGAUAGAAAUCGCACUUCGGGGAGUGGAUCCGAUCAUAACCACGAAGUAGUGACGUUGACUCUCUGGCGACAGGGAUUUUCCAUCAACGAUGGAGAACUGCGUCGUUAUGAGGAUCCUGGCAACAAGGAGUUCUUUGAGUCCAUUAUGCGUGGAGAGAUUCCUGCUGAGUUGCGAGCCAGAGGACCUGCGAUGAUACAUUUGGAUUUAAAAGACAACCGCCAUGAGGAUUAUGAGAAGCGCUCCGCGCCGUUCAAAGCGUUCGCAGGAAGCGGCCAAACCUUGGGUAGUCCGGCACCCAAAGUAGUACAAAGUACGCCAGCCGCGGCUAAUCCAGGCAAUAACGAAGAAAAUGAGAAAACUGCUACGUCCGAGUUGGCUGUUGAUGAGAGUCAGCCCAUGACUACCUUGCAGAUCCGACUGGCAGAUGGAUCUCGUUUAUCGGCACGCUUUAAUCAAAGCCACACGGUCGAAAAUAUUCGGCGCUAUGUUACAACUGCCCGACCGCAAUAUGCAACUCAGAAUUUUGCUCUGAUGACUACUUUCCCCAGCAAGGAGCUUUCGGAUGGUUCUCAAACAUUGAAAGACGCAGGACUGCUAAAUGCAGCUAUAUUGCAACGAUUGAAGUAGUAAAUAGUACGAUUCACCUCCAACGUUAAUUCUUGUAAUCGCUGAUUAGCUAGUGUUGUAGUUUAUCUCGGAAAGCACCAACAUUUGGAGGUUUCUCGUUUCAGCGUAAGAAGAUUGUAAUCGUGCAGGCACCAAUUUUCAUUUAAAAUCUUAUGUGCGAUCUUAUAAUAUUAUCUUAAAAUGUAUAAAUU